Molecule: messenger RNA, 9645 nt
Organism: Amoebophrya sp. A25
Lineage: Eukaryota; Dinophyceae; Syndiniales; Amoebophryaceae
Source: the annotation of a GenBank genome assembly
CGUCUUCCCCCACCAACACAUACCUGUGCUCAGAUCGCGAUCAUCGUAGACCUACUAGCCAAGUCAGACUACUAAGUCAUGGCAACAACUGCUACGAUGGAGCCGUAUUCUUCAUAGGGGUAAUUUUUCAAAAACAAGAUGGCCGCACAACAACACGCCGGGCCACCGUCGCUGCGGCAGGCUCGUUUCAUCCUCGGCUUUCCAGCUGAAGAUGACAUCACGGAAAAUGGAGUCCAGAAAGCCUACAAGCGUCUUGCUUUAUGAUUCAUGUCGAUGGUGGAGAGUCGAUACUUGAUAAUUUUUUUUGAGGUAUAUUGUUCACAUAGAUCAACAUCAAGGAGUCUACUCUGUCUCCGUUCAUUUUCAAAGUCACAGAGUCUUUUCUCUCCAUCCAUCCUCCUAUAUUUUUUUAAAGAUGGACUGUUGAUUCUGGACAGAAUAGAUUCUGACUACAACUACUUACAUGAACUUAAUCUACAGCAAGAAUAUCUAGUGUAGUUCUAAGCUUUCUGGUCUUCCAUCCGGACAAGAAUCUCGAUGAAUCAGAGGUCGCCAAGGGAAAGUUUCAGCAGGUCGUUGCUGCGAGAGACGUGCUGGUGGAAUAUUGCAGACGAAAUAAAUCGAUUCUACAUCGAAUAGUGUACGAAGCAACAACAGGGAGAUGGGAGAAAAAUGCACAACAAGGACAAGGUGGUUCCUAUGGUGGUGCUGGUCCAACUGGAGGACCAGGUAGUUUUUCUGCAGGUAGUUCCGCGAGUGGAUCUUCCCAAACCAGUGGAGGCGGUCAUAAUUUCACAGGUUGGCAAGGGAAUCAUCCGAACUUUACUCCUGGAGGGUUUAGUACACGUCCUUCAGCCCACCCGGAUGGGCAGUGGAAAAAGGCAGCAGCGGAUGCGGCAAGAAAUUACAAGGAAUCGUUUUUUCCAGAUGGUGUGAAUUUCCCCAAUUCUGGAGGUCCAUCGUUUAAUCAAGGUCCCUCAUUUCCACAGCCCUUUGGAGGACCAACUACUACAAGAACUACGAGUACAGCAAGGCCCCACAGUGCAGGAGGUGUAACCACCAGUCGAGGAACUGGAACAACGAGUGGCGAUCAAUACACCUCCACCUCAUCUGCAGACAAUAAAGUCCGUACUACGGUCUUGAAGCAUCAAGUUGUGUGGGAAUGUGCAGCAUGUAAGGUGAGUGACAUAGCAGCCUACCUAUCGAAUCAGAGGAAAGCGUGUGUGCAUAUCCAGCACGGCCAUAAAUGCUUCUGCGGUCAUCCAUUCUCGGGUCACAAACUUGUGAAACAGCCGAGUGCGUACAACGACUCUUUUGGAGGGGGGAAUCAGGGGUACUUGUUUAAGAGUUGAACUUUCUUCUUGCAGUAACCUUCAAUAUCGCAUGAAUGAUUAAUAUCACUUGAAGUAGAGCUCAAAUUUAACCAAAGUAGUAUCACUUGAAGUAGAGUUCCAAGUCUGUCAAACAAUUUUAUCUAGCGACACCACGUUCAAAUCUCAUCUCCUACAGGAAAACCUACAAAUGUACCGACUGUGCCUGUGAGAAUUUCCAGUAUGUCCCGAAUGGCUGGCUCUGUUCCUGUGGACACGGUCCCGAAGAUCACAGCCCUCUGCCUCCCUUCUCCUGUCUCAUCUGCGGUCCCAAAGCUUGCAGCCAAUUCCACUGUUUCAAACUGUGCGAAACUUGUGGCCACAACUUCAUUUGUCAUCAGACAACUAUCGAAUGUCAAGAAGUGUACCUAAAUGGAGCUGGUGAGGCAGCGACUGGAGAUUUAGGUCCCGAUGUGGGUUCCUCCUCUCGUCCAAACGAGGAUCAGUUGAAUGAUAUUCGGAAUGCGAAUGUUGGAGGACAGCCGCGACCGAGAAGUGCCACCGCAUCUACUACCUCUUCUGGACCGCCGCGACCGAGAAGUGCCACCGCAUCUACCUCUUCUGCAUCCACCACCUCCACGUCCGCUGCCUCAACAAGCAAGAGCAAAUCAAAAAUCUUUGAAAGCUUCUUGAAAGAAACACUAGGCGAUUUUAUAGCCGAUCCAAAUCGAGCAGCCGGACGGGACCCAACAACUGGAGGAAAGCCAGCAGUCCCAAAGAUGACAGCAAGGCCCAAAACGGCAUCUGCGAGGUUACCAGUUGCCUCAAGCCGAUUGACCUCCGCAUCUGUGCAUGUCAACCCAUCUUCUUCGAGUGGAACAACAAGCAAGAAAAACACUGGAACAACUUCUGGUGGCGGUGGGAUGUCGAAAAAUGGAACUGCGGGUGCUGCAGCUGGGUACUAAUAGUAGUACUUAUUUACAACAUAUUUUGAUAUUUAAGGAAACAAUCUGAAAAAGAAAAUUUCACCGUCACGAUUCAGAUUUUCAAUGUCACCAUUUCCAUUCAAGUCUAAAGUGUGUACUACUGGUAUGAACAGGGAUACAAGCAUCGAAAAAGAUCAAACAUCCUUUCGUCCACGACCAGGCCAUCAGAGCAGCACCAAGUAGAGUUUCCCGUUUACAAUCGAUGGAAUCAAGAACCGCCUUCGCGACCGCAAUCAGCAGGCGCCGCACGCAGACCACAAUCCGCGACAAGACCCGCUUCAGCCAGACCACGAGGCCGUGGCGAGCCUUCGUCAGCAAGCUUUUAUAGUAGUUCUAGAACAAUGGGUCCUGGUGCUGCAGGUGCUGCAACACCGACAAGCAAUGUUGAAGGAAAUAGAGGAGGUAAGGCUAGCAGUGCCGCCACUAGUGCGACAAGUAGCAGAGCAGACGUAGAAGACCGUAUUCCUGCUACUUCAUCCUCUUCAUCGGGUGAUGCUAAGCGUGUCUUGUCAAGAGGGGACAUCGCAACUCCAUGGCUACGCGCUGCAGAGGAGUGGAAAAGAGAACAGCAGAGGCCGAUGAGCGCGAAUCCUCAGGUAUCUAGUACUACAACAACACAGCAGCCGAACAAAAAUAAGGAAGAUGUGAACUUCACUAGUACAGCUAAAGAUCAACUACAAGCUGCUUCAUCUAGUAUGACACCAAGACCUGGUUGGGUAACAAGCGAACCUCCGGAGAACCAUCACGCCCCUCCCAUGAUGGAACAUUCACCCAUAUCAGUCACUUCUCCCGUGCGAGAGACACAGCCACAACGACCAUCGUCUGCGCAGGGGUAUCGACAAUGGGUGCGGCAGCGCUCUAGUAAACAAGCUGCGGCAAGUAUUGUCGCCGCAGCAUACUACAAGAAUACGAGAAAUAGCGGCGCGAACAAUUCGUCUGGUGGUGCAAACUCGAACAGUAAGGCGUCCUUGUCUUCUUCGUCGACUGGUACAACAAGUGCUAAGGCCACUACAGGUAGUAGGAAUUUCACAUCCACCACUUCUGCGGGAGCAGGUACAGCUAUAUCCGCUGGCCCUACACCUAGGAAAACAAAUACAACUACAACACCAUCGUCGACCACUAGCACAACUUCAUCUAGAACGACUAUCAAAAAUCCUAAUAAUCCUGCUACUAGUGUCACAUUGAAGAGACCUUCAUCCGCACAAGUGAGUCGUAGACCAUCAUCUGCACAGGCUGCGAAGAGAAACCGGAACUUCAGUGUGGACGUAGAUGCAACGCAGGACGCGGCUGAGGAGCACUCCCUGUUUUCGAUGAAGGAGGAUGAACAAGGUGUCUUUGUUGUAAAUAGUGGAGCAGGUGGUGGAGAUAGUUCUUGUUCUGACGAAGAAGAGAAUCAUCCUCCUUUCGUGGAGGAUGAUGACUAUACCUUUUCCAGAGACCGACAUCUAAGAAUGAAUAUGAACAUGAUGAAGAUGAAGAAAGUUGCUCCACCAGCACGUAAUAUUAAAACAAAUGAGAACAACAACAAAAUAAGUGCAGCUAAAGACAACGCAGCCUUCGAUGUCGACGCUUACAAAACUUCUCGCCGUUUUCCUCAUUUGGAAGCCAUGCAAGAACACGAGCACGAAGCUCAAUCAACAAGUACUACCUUCUUCAAUAUUAACGUGCCUGCUGCAGGAGCUUCUCGAAGUCCGACGAAAGAAAGACCACAACAGGUCUCGGCAUCGUCAUCUUCGGAGAACAGCAACAACAAGGGAACAGUUGGAGAACAAUCUUCUUCUCCAUGGAAAACGGAACGUGCUUUCGAUCUAAAUGCUCAGCCUACACGGUUCGGCACUUGGACAUCGGAGAGUCAGUCACGACCAUAUAAUCUUCGAAGGCAGCGUGAUGCGUCCAAAUCUACCUCGUCGAUUGAGGAAGACAUUGACGACUUAGCUGACCCUCAGCAACAUCAGCAGCCAAAGACGCCAUUAGACGACUACGUAAGCAAGCUAGAACAGAGAGUAGUGGAGAUGAAUAGCACCAGAUCUUCGGACAAAUACAUAAGACAACGUGCGCGUCGGGUGGUGGCGUUACGGAGAAACCGAAGUUCAUCUUCGGAUCUCCGGCUCUUGCGUGGCUCAAGUACUCCAGAUGAGUCACAGUCGCCUGGUAAGAAACAAGAGCCUGCAGUGGGACAAGGUGCUGAGUUUUCGAGUGUGUCUAGUGGCGCAAGAUCUAGUGGAGUUGGAGCCACCGCUUCUGUUGUAGAUGUAGUAGGUACUAGCCACCCUGUAGUUGCUGUGGACUCAAAGAUCAUGUCGUCAAAGACGUCUGUCUCUGGGCAGUCUUCUUCGAGCAGUUCUUCAUCAUCCUCCGGACAAGGAGCCACGGAGACCGCAGCUUCUUCUAGUAGUGCCUCCAAGUCAUCCGCUAGCUCAGCUUCGUCCUGUUCCUCCUCAAACUCCUCUUCUUCGUCCUCAAGUUCUUCGUCUUCCGCGGCAACUCUGGAGGACCCAUGUUCAUCGUCUACCAAAACUAUUCCUCCAACAUCUGCUUCCUCAUCUAAAGUGAGAAGUAUCCAACAUAUAAGUACCUCCAAUAAAGAUUUGAACUCAACAGCUGGAUCUCAGCAGAUCCCGGUCCUGACUCCUAAAUUCAAGCUUUCCGAGGAGUACCGACGACGCCUUUACGGGAACAAUGGUGGCCCGCUGAACAAUAGUAGGAGUAAUGUCACCAGUCGCACAGUGAGCAAAGCAGAAGUGAUAUCAGACGCUGAGGACUCAGAUGAGGGCGAAAUCGACUACCUAUUCAAGGAAGAGGCGCCUCACUUGAGCAGUAACUUCGCCGAUAUUAUGAGUGAUGAUGAGAAGAUAGAGCUAGAGGAGGUCGAUGCAACUACUGCUAAAAAUAAAGACGACACGACUCCUGGCGCUGGUGCAGUCGACACAACUACUUCAAGUUCAACAAUGGUAGAAGUUGUACAAGUCGCAGAGACGAGGGAAAAAGAGACUGAAGUGACCGCUUCUGGCUUCGUGAAGGGCAACGAGAUCUUAAAGGAAGACAUCGUGAAAGGAUCCGACGAGAAGCAUACCGAUACCAGUGGAAGCGGUGCUGCUAGAAAAGAUUCUAAAGCAACUGUUUCUGCUCCCUCUGAGGAGUCGCAACAAGAUGAAAAGCCGCUACCUUCUAAACCUCUAGCUUCGACUGCAGCGAAUCGACAGCAGACCACCUCCGCAUCAGCAACUUCUUGUAGUACAAGUGCAGCUUCCUCAACGAAUGUUAGUCGCAGCGCGAGUAGAGAAAGAACGCUUUCGUCCUCUGCCUCCGCUGCUUCAUCUUCUGCCUCUGCCUCGCAUAGUUGCGACGAAAUUUCUAUAGAGCUAGGAGACGAUACUGCUGGUGCGAAGUCUGGAGGUGACAACGAAAAAGUAGUAAGCAGGAGAACCUCUAUAAGGACUAAAGAACGCUUGAAAAUUCCAAGUACACCAGCUUUCGGAGGGAAACUUGUUGACCCAUCCUCCUGUGAAAAAGGACUUCAACAACCUUUCUCAAGUACUAAGACUCCCCCGAGUGCACGAGGUCGCAGCUCAGCAUCCUCUAGUAUAGUAGAGCCAUCUUCAGCUGCUAAGCUUCUACGUCAGUUGGGAACACCCUUGUUUGGCACACCCUUGUGGGGUAGGAGUGUCUACCGGGACACCGAAGACGUGCAGGAAAGUGAUUUCGAUGAUCACUCAAAAGUCCUCUUCUCACCCGACUUGGAAAGUGCUCCUGACGAACAGCCUAAUUGUUUUGGAAAGAAUAUUUAUAGCAAUAGGGGUAGUUGUACUAGUACUUCGAUUGGUUCAGGUGGUACUAGUGGCGCUUUUUCUUCCACGACCACAACAAAAAAAGCAAAUCCAACAUCACCCUCUACGACGACAACAAUAAGCUGCAAUAGGAUGAACAAGAACGGUGCUACAACAACAACCUCCAGAACAACACCUUCUGCUCACCAGCAGAAAAACUUUCUCGCUUCGACACCCUCAGUAAUCCACCUUCCCACAGCUAGUGUAUGCCAGCAGGAAUUGUCAGGCUUCGAUGAGUUCGCUUUCACGGAUGAAGAACGGGAUCUGAUUGCAGGUUUGGAGGCGGACUUAGGAGGUCCUCAGACAAGGACAGCUACGCAGACGAGAACUGGUGUUGCAGGAGGGGCCUCUUCUUCUUCCACUAAGACUCCCUGCGGUGACGGCGAUUCUAGUACUGUUGAAACAGGACUCGGGAAGGAGAUUUUGACAACGACUGCUGCGAAUCUAGGAUCAUCGUCGGCGACUCAUGCGGGACAUGAACAAGUUGAACGUCUUAAUAGUAGCACAAUGGGAGGAUCCUCUUCUUCUUCAAGUAGGGCUAGGUCAGUAUCAAAAGGCUCCGAAGUGAGUUCUUCAGUCAAUACAACUACAGGAACAACUGCAGGUGGAACAUCGACUGGAGGCCGUUCUGCCUCGUUACGAGCUCCUAAGAAAUCACCACGAAGUUCACCAAGAGCUUCUCCUAGGUCCUCAGGAAAUGAUCGAAAAAAAGGACGCAAAUCACCUAGGAAGUCGCCACGCGUCAUGUUGGCGAAUGCGAACGAGCAACAUCAUGAGCAUGUUUUUACUAGUACUAAGGAUGGUAACACUUCUGCGACCAACACCAGGAGACCGACCAGUCCAAAUCCAGCACGGCCACAAUCUGCACGAAGUGCUAGACCUACUUCAGCACACCAGAAAGUCACAGUCGCUGCACCAACAAGGACCACUGUUGGGUUGUUUGACUAUCCGGAAACCAGUCAGUCUACUCCACAUAGAGGUGCUAAAAAUGGAGGUGGGGCAGCUGCGUGGGAUGAUAAUACAAAAACCUCCUCGUCACCAGUCGCGACAAAGGCUAGCGCUACCUUGUUCCAUCACCAUGGUAGCCACGAGAACAAGAACAAACCUUCUGAUCGUCCAGCAGCUCCACCUCCGGUUGACGUUGUUUUUCUGUCGGAUCAGCGGUCGCAGGUGAGACAGCAGCAGAAGCGCGAAAGGGAAGAUCGGAGGCGUGAGCUGGAGCAGGCGCGCGCAGAAGCAGCCGAACAACAGAUGUUGAAUCAGACACAGAAAAUCGACUUUCACCUCCAACAGGAAGGCGAACAACAAGAUGCUAGAGAUAAUUCGCCUCAGAUUUUGCGAACCUAUCUCAAUCGUGACAUGCUGCAUCAAGAUGAUGCUGAUUAUAGUUCGCCAACACCAGUUGUAGCACUAGGCGGUCGUGAUCAAAAUUAUCGACGUCCACAGAGUGCUGGUUCACGUGUUCCGGGCUCAGUACGCCCCCAAAGUGCUGGUGGAGGAAGAACAAGUACUCCUGCAAACAGAUCGUCUGCGGCAGCUCCUUCAGUAUUUGUUUUUCAGUCUCCACCGCGAGAGGAGGACAAUAGAAGGUCUUCAGCGAAAAAUGUAGUGCCUCCGCCCCCCCCAAGAAGUAGAGGAGCAGAAAAACUACUUCGUGGCGCUUCUACUUCUAGUUCCUCUUCCAAGAGAAAUUAUAACGGUACUAGCGAGAACGACAUCAAGAACUCAACCGGCGGCGUUGAAGAUGCUGAAGAACAAGAACAAGGUAGAGAUCCCGACCAUGUCGAAGACCACGCUCAUGUGGAUGAUGAAGGCGACAACGAACAGCAACAAAGUCCUCAACAGUUGUCGUGGUGGAAACGUAUGCACAAGACCUGGACCGCGCAGCGUACGGCGACUCAAAAAGGUGCAGCUGCACGAGCAGAUGCCACUAGGAAAUGGCACAGAAAGAAAAAAGCUGUGGACGAUGAGUAUCUCAAUGUAGAAGAGGUUGGUGGACGUGUAUCGUCUCCUAUGAAUUCGUUCAGUAACGCUGCGAAUAUGACAGCAGGAAUGUCAUCACCUGGAGGCGGGCCUAGAAGUAGCACUAGUACCAGACCGGGAUCAGCGAAAAAUAGAUCGUGGACUCAGCAUGAGUGGCGUAGCCAGAAAAGUGCAGCACAGUUAGAACAGGACCUCCUGGAAGCUAGAGGACAGCUUUUCGCUUCUACUGCAACGCCAAGAGGAACUUCUAGCACCACGACUACAGUUGCAGCAGGACCUUUAUUUACAUCAUCAGAAAGAAGCUCCACUACCUUGAAGCAGAUGAUAAGGCAGCGUCCCAUAAGUGCGCAGAACUACAGCAGUCGGCGGCCGUCCUCAGCGUCAGCAGGUUUGUCUCAUCGGCAAGUGAGGGAAAGGUUGGAAGCACAGGUUGUUGUAGAUGGUAUUAGAAGUGGUGAAGGUGAAGAUGAGGAACAUGCACCCCACCAGAACAAUAAGAACAGUAAGAACAAUCAGUUCAUUCGUGAAAAUCGAACUAUUACCUCGAUUUUGAAGAACGCAAGGCGGAAGGUGGCAGCAGGGGACUUGAUGCGAAGACCGACGUCGGCUUCCACUUCAGGAUCUUCAGAAAAGAAACGAGGACGAGGAGGAUCAUCAUCAGGGAACUUGAGGGUAGAGUUUGAAGAUCUCUUUCAACAUCGUGAGGAUGACGUGCGAGAAGUAGCUAGAAGUAGUAGUCCUAGUCCUAGUCCUACAAAACGUCUUCAAGAACAAGCUUGGGUCACGGGAACUCUACAUGAUCUAGCAAAAGGUCGAGUUGAUACUUAAGUAUCUAAUUCUAAUGAGCUUCAGUGUACUUCUUAUGUGAAAAAAAAAGCCAUUGUCUCUGCGGUCCUCAGGAAAGUUGACAACAGGGACGCGCGCAUGCAGCAUACAUUUGCUUCUUUCGGCUCUUGUCGUGUGCCUUCGGAAUUUCUUCUAAUCAUGAAUGUCCAGUGGCACUUGGAGUGAGACUAAUACUUAUCUACCCAGUGAUGUAGUACGUUGUAAAAGUCCUCUCCAACCACGCGCAGCUCUCUCACAGUUUUACUCACCUUCUCAUCGUCUUUCCCCGUCAUGCAAUGAACUUCUUACAUUCUAACUUUUUCUGGCCACGUAGGUAAGUAUACUUAGUACUUAUUUCUUAACAGUCAUGAACUACAAUUACAAAUACAACCAUUGAACAUCGAUCUAGUCAUUCAUUCUCACCCAUUCAUUGCAGAGCUUACGAUAUGGAUAUUGCUGUUUAAUUACGUUUAGUCAACAACAACUUAGUCCUUUUUUCUAGUAAACAAUAACAAAGAGUCAUUGCAGCUGCAGUACUAUCCCUAGUAAACGUCAAAGAGUCCUUUUCUAAACGCAACCAUAAACGUGCAUUAGCUGCGUGAGUCAUUAUGUGGCACCAAUGACGAAAACAAUAAACAAGUGCAUUUUUCAACGACAGUGUCGAGGUACGAAGAACUGAGCAAGAAGAGCAACAUUUGACCGAGCUGGUCAGGG